Molecule: messenger RNA, 531 nt
Organism: Cornus florida
Lineage: Eukaryota; Viridiplantae; Streptophyta; Magnoliopsida; Cornales; Cornaceae
Exons: 3
Coding region: 153-359 (68 amino acids)
Biological process (GO): endoplasmic reticulum unfolded protein response
Cellular component (GO): endoplasmic reticulum
Source: RefSeq, a predicted model, not a curated record
UAUAUAUCGGCACGCACGUCUUACAGACAAUCGUUUCCUUCUUUGAUUUCACCGAAGGAGGAAAAGAAAAUCAAUAAACACGAACUGCGGAAAAGCGCCUGAGAACCACAUCGGAGUACCAAAAUCUCUCUCAGCUCAUCUCGUCCACGACCAUGACAACAUCAAGGCGUCUUGCAGACCGUAAGGUGGAGAAAUUUGAGAAUAACAUCAAGAAGAGGGGUGCAGUGCCUGAAACGACAACAAAGAAAGGAAACUCUUAUCCAGUGGGGCCUGUUUUGCUAGGGUUCAUCAUAUUUGUUGUCAUUGGAUCAUCUUUGUUUCAGAUUAUCCGGACAGCGACAACUGGAGGCAUGGCUUGAAUGACAAGUAUGCUCUUCGUCACAGAGCCUUUGCAACAGCAGGAUCAUGAUAUUUUGUAAUCUUAUCUUUAUGUCAAAAUGAUAGUAGUAAUUAUGUGAUGGUAGACUCGGGUGUUUUUCUGUUUUUGGAACCUAACAAAUUUCAAAUUUAAAUAUACUCCGUUUUUCUUAA